Sinocyclocheilus anshuiensis is the source of this 668-nucleotide messenger RNA. RefSeq names its product peregrin-like. The record is from RefSeq and is a predicted model, not a curated record. Bases 126 to 668 code for a protein of 180 amino acids. Lineage: Eukaryota; Metazoa; Chordata; Actinopteri; Cypriniformes; Cyprinidae. The transcript is spliced from 2 exons.
GACAUAUGGAGACUUCCGACUGGAUUUGAUCAAGUAUCUACGUUGACAGACCGCAUGUCACGAAAGAUAAAUAUUGUUGUAUGUAAGCCGGUCCCGUUGGUGACGCUGCAGUGAGCAUUGUCGGGAUGGGGCUGGACUUUGACGUGAAGACGUUCUGCCACAACCUGCGGGCGACGAAGCCGCCCUACGAGUGUCCGGUGGACAGCUGCCGCAAGGUCUACAAGAGCUACAGCGGCAUCGAGUACCAUCUCUACCACUAUGACCACGACAACCCGCCUCCGGCACAGGGCACCCCUCAGAAGAAGCGCAAGGGCCGACCGCCGCGGGCCGCCCUGCCGGGGUCUGGUGACGGCCCCGACUCCAGCACAGGGUCAGGGGUCACGGGGCCGGGGGCCACACCGGGCAGCCCCGCCGAACGCUCGGAGUGCUCACACUCGCCCGUCAGAGAGAGCAUGACCUACGCAGAAGCCCAGCGCAUGGUGGAGCUGGAGAUCCGCGGCCGAGUCCACCGCAUCAGCAUCUUCGAGAACCUGGACGUGCUUUCAGAGGAGGACAGCGGCGCGGAGGACCCCACGUCGACAGGGACGGGCUCGGCGGCGUGUAACGGUGAGGCCGGGGGAAUCGGCAAGGACAGGUUGGACAGUUCUGCAGCCAAUGGGGAAUAUUAA